Phlebotomus argentipes is the source of this 2256-nucleotide messenger RNA. RefSeq names its product phosphatidylinositol 5-phosphate 4-kinase type-2 alpha (gene PIP4K). Bases 528 to 1736 code for a protein of 402 amino acids. Gene Ontology annotation, biological process: phosphatidylinositol metabolic process. Gene Ontology annotation, molecular function: phosphatidylinositol kinase activity. The transcript has 8 exons. Lineage: Eukaryota; Metazoa; Arthropoda; Insecta; Diptera; Psychodidae. The record is from RefSeq and is a predicted model, not a curated record.
UGUCCAGCCGGGUUCAGUGUGCUAAGACGUCAAAUUGGAUGAUUGAGUGCUAAAAGCAUCCAAGGCGUGUUUCUUCAGUGAAAAUCUCGCAAAAUCAGCACUUGUCGCGGGCAAAAUUAUCCCAAAUCGCGAGUCGGAGCUCCCGUGCGCCCCAUUGCGAUGGAGUUGAUGUGAAUAACGUGGUAUUUUCAUCGGGAGACCGAAGAAAAUCUCUGCAGCAAAUUCUGCCAUUUUCAACCACCAGCGCCCCUUGCGGCGCCGUGGGCAAGCACCCUUGCCCAAUUUCACGCAUUUUCACGCUCUUCCCGUCGCUUUUCGCGCACUGUGUGGCCCCGCGGGCGGUGCAGUGGGGCUCGAGGGCACGCGAGGGUGUGAAAUUGUGAGGUGAAGUGUGAUUUUGGUGUUUUGUGCGGAGUUUGGCUGAGCCAAGACACCGCCCACUGAUAACAACGUUCGUCGCUCAGCGGAGACACGCGUGAGGAAAAGCGAGGGAAAAUCGCGGUAGUGAAGACAGCCGCCGGUGGAAAAUGUCGUCCGUGCCGGUGCCGCGGAUCCUCAAGAAGAAGCACUUCCGCGUGAAGCACCAGAAGGUGAAGCUCUUCCGCGCCAAUGAGCCGCUCGUGAGUGUCUUCAUGUGGGGCAUCAACAGCACCAUUAACGAGCUCAGCCAUGUCAAUAUCCCGGUUAUGCUGCUGCCAGACGACUUUCGGGCCUAUUCAAAGAUCAAAGUCGACAAUCACCUGUUCAACAAAGAAAACAUGCCAUCCCACUUCAAAGUCAAGGAGUACUGUCCGCUGGUCUUCCGGAACCUGAGGGAGCGCUUCGGCGUGGACGAUGUGGACUAUCGCGAGUCCCUGACGCGCUCGCAGCCGCUGAAGAUCGACUCGAGCGGCAAGAGUGGCGCCCAAUUCUACAUGAGCUACGACAAGUUGUUCAUCGUGAAGAGCCUGACGUCGGAGGAAGUGGAGCGGAUGCACUCCUUCCUCAAGCACUACCACCCGUACGUCGUGGAGCGACACGGCAACGUGCUGCUGCCGCAGUAUCUUGGCAUGUACAGGCUGACGGUGGAUGGCGUGCAGUCGUACUUCGUGGUGAUGCGGAACGUGUUCAGCUCGCACCUGCGCGUGCAUCGCAAGUUCGAUCUGAAGGGCAGCACGGUGGAGCGCGAGGCGAGCGACAAGGAGCUGGAGAAGCAGCUGCCGACGCUCAAGGACAAUGACUUCAUCAAGUCGGGCAUCAAGAUACUGAUUGGGGACGAAGCCAAAGAGAAGCUGCUUGCCACACUCAAUGCUGAUGUCGAUUUCCUCACCAAAUUGCACCUCAUGGACUAUUCUCUGCUGCUGGGCAUUCACGAUUGCAAUCGCGCCGAGGAGGAUCUGGCCAAUGAGGGGCUGCAGGGUGGCGCGCGGGGCGAAACGAGUGACAGCGAAGAGUGCGACAGUGGCGAAAGAUUCAACUACAACACGCCGCCAGACUCGCCGCGAUACAUCGGCCAGGGACAAUACAAUGAGAUCAUACCGGAGAUUGACAUCUAUGCCAUCUCGAGUGUGCCGGAGAGGCGAGAGAUCUACUUCAUUGCAAUUAUCGACGUGCUCACGCACUAUGGCGUGAAGAAGCAAGCAGCCAAAGCAGCGAAGACAGUCAAGUAUGGGAGCAAUGUGGAUGGAAUUUCAACUUGUGACCCUGAACAGUAUGCCAAACGAUUUAUCGACUUUAUUGAUAAGGCAAUUGAGUAGAAGUAUUUUGCCUAAUUUACAAGCACAUUUCGUGCUGAUAAAAGAAAAAUUGAUGGAAUGAAGAAGAAGAAAAAAAUUGAGGAAGAGAAGUUAAUUGAGAUUAUACAGAUUUGGGGGAUGAUAAAGAUAAGAAAAAGGGGAAAAGAAAACACAAAAACACACACACAGAAAUUCUAUCUCAAGCCUUCGUUGCGAAUCACAAAUGAAAAAAUAAAAUGCUGAAGCGAAAAUGGAGGAGAAAAAAGUUUUUCAAUUUCAAAUAUUCUCUCUUGAGACACUCUUUUGCUCUCAAAUUCUCAUCUUUUUUCUCCUGUUCUUUUUUGUAUAAAAAUGAUAAUAAUAAUAAUAAUAAUAAUAUUAAUAGUAAAAAUGACAAAUUGAAACUCUGUGAAAUGGACAAAUUCUACACAAAACAAACAAACAAAAACACUAAUAAAACAAUAAAUCUUGUGCAAUGUUUAGCGAGAAUGUGAAAAGCUGAAGUUAUAGAGUAAAUAAAGAAUAAAUCCCUUAAAUGAAA